AUGUCCGGCGCCCGCUGCCGGACCCUCUACCCCUUCUCCGGGGAGCGGCACGGCCAGGGGCUGCGCUUCGCCGCGGGUGAGCUGCUCACGCUGCUGCAGGUCCCGGACGGCGGCUGGUGGGAAGGCGAGAAGGAGGAUGGGCUCCGCGGCUGGUUCCCGGCGAGCUACGUGCAGUUGCUGGAGAAGCCUGGAAUGGUCCCCCCUCCGCCAGGAGAGGAGAGCCAGACAGCCGUGCUCCCGCCUGGCUGGCAAAGCUACUUGUCACCACAGGGCCGGCGCUACUAUGUCAACACCACAACCAAUGAGACCACCUGGGAGCGUCCCAGCAGCUUUCCUGGGAUUCCGGCAAGCCCUGGCCCUCAGAGGAGCGCUCUGCCUCCAACAGUGAAUGGAUACCACGUGUCAGGGACCCCAGCACACCCUCCAGAGACUGCCCACAUGAGUCUCCGAAAAUCCACCGGUGAUUCCCAGAACCUGGGAUCCUCAUCACCAAGCAAGAAACAGAGCAAGGAAAGCACCAUCACGGCAGAUAAGAAGGACCCCCAAGGCAAUGGCACCGUGGCUGGGUUUGAGCUGCUGCUUCAGAAACAAUUGAAGGGCAAACAGAUGCAGAAGGAAAUGUCAGAAUUCAUCCGGGAAAGGAUAAAGAUUGAAGAAGAAUAUGCAAAGAACUUAGCUAAGCUCUCUCAGAACUCCUUGGCGGCCCAGGAGGAAGGCUCCCUGGGAGAAGCGUGGUCCCAGCUGAAGAAGAGCCUUGCAGAUGAGGCUGAAGUUCACCUCAAGUUCUCUGCCAAGCUUCACAGCGAGGUAGAGAAGCCCCUCAUGAACUUCCGCGAGAACUUCAAGAAGGAUAUGAAGAAGUGUGACCACCACAUUGCUGACCUUCGCAAGCAGCUGGCCAGCCGCUACGCCGCUGUGGAGAAGGCCCGGAAAGCCCUCACCGAGCGGCAGAGAGACCUGGAGAUGAAAACCCAGCAGCUGGAGAUCAAGCUCAGCAACAAGACGGAGGAGGACAUCAAGAAGGCGCGGCGGAAGUCCACGCAGGCUGGAGAUGACUUGAUGCGCUGUGUGGACCUCUACAACCAGGCCCAGUCCAAGUGGUUUGAAGAGAUGGUGACCACCACACUGGAGCUGGAGCGGCUGGAGGUGGAGAGGGUGGAGAUGAUCCGGCAGCAUCUGUGUCAAUACACACAGCUCCGGCAUGAGACGGAUAUGUUCAACCAAAGCACAGUCGAGCCUGUGGACCAACUGCUUCGAAAAGUGGACCCAGCCAAAGACAGGGAGCUGUGGGUCCGAGAGCACAAAACGGGCAACAUCCGCCCCGUGGACAUGGAGAUCUAGACGGGCAUGUGCGGCCCCGGGGGCCUCUGAGGAGAGCUGGGAGUCCAGAGAGCAGAUGGCAGCUCCCCCACAGGGCCUGCUGCUGACGGGACUGCCUUCCACCCACUGUCCUGGUCCCUGCUGAGGAGGGGAGAGUGUGGGCUACAGCUGGUAUUCCAGAAGGGAGAACUGGAUGGUUCAGCUGCGAGCUCCCUGGUAUUCCCAGGCCAAGAAGACAGACCCACAGCCCCGCCCUUGCCUCCGAGGCUGAAGCCCCCCAACUCCCGUGCUGUGCUUGCUCUGAGAACAAACCGAGGCUGGAACUUUGUGGUCCCUGCUGAGCUCAGUAGGUGUGGCCUCCCCAUCCUGAGGAGCCGCCGGAGCCAGCUGUAUCACAUGCUUGUGCCCCUGGAAGCCCCAUCUUCCAUUAUCUCUAGAGCUUUGGAGCAUCAGGGAUGGAGGCUUCUGUCUCCAAGCCCAGUGUCAGGAUCAGAUCGUGGCUAGAAGGUGCCACUCAGCUGAACAGCCAACACCAGGACUGUUUUCAGCCCAUCCUCUUUGAUAAUUCUUUUCCAUCUGGGAGCAACCCAUAUUCUGGCUUUUCUCUGCCACUUUUCACCAUCAGGGGUCUUGGGAAGAAGGUCUGGCUUCUGCCCUCACAGACUGACCCUGGAGAGUUCAAGAUGGACCUACCUCAUUCAUCAAACCAGCCCCAUGUAAUUGUUUUCCCAUUAGAUCAGGCAUCCUUUGUAAAGUCUCCAGAAAUCCCAUUCUACCCAUCCCUCAGCUGAUUCCCGGCCCCCCGCCCGCCACCCAGUCUCACUAGAGGAAGCUUUCCGAAGUUCUCAUUUAUCCUGAUCUUGUCUGGCGACGUGAGCAUUAAAGGCUUUGGAGAUGGAAAUGAAGCAGCUCAUCUCAGAGACCAGUAAGGCAGAGGGACAGCUAGGGUCUGUGUGCAUGGUGCCUUCAGCACCACUGUGCUGCUCAUGGCCACUCACCAUGGGCUCUGUAUGGAGCUGUAUUCGUUCUGUGAGGGAGAUGGGUCAAGAGGGAGAUGGCUCAAGACAAGCCUCCUCAUCCUCCAGAUGGCUCGGGCUGGGACCACUGUCUCUUGUAAGGCUUUCUCUUACCUGGGGAUUGGGGGAGGUUUGAGGGGGGUAACAUUUCACAGAGUGGGUGGGUGCCACACGACAUAGACUCUUAUGGGCACGUCAGGUUGUAACCUUGCAGGCGCUAUUUGCCCUCUUGGCCUCUUUAUUUCUUCUGCACGUUCCAGAGCUUCACACAUGUCAUGUGGUGCUGGCACUGCCCUUCCCCAUCUGCCAUCUUCCAUCUUCCAGCCUGGUCCCAGUGUGACACUGAAAGCUUUCAGCGCUGCCUUUGGAUCCUUGCUCACCGUUUCCUCCCUGUCUCUAUCCCAUCAGACGGAUUCUCCACCAUGUUAGUCUUGAGGGGCCUAGAGAAGUAAGGCAAUCUGAUGGAGGUCCCCCAGGGAGUGAAGGGCAGCCUCAAGACUGGAGCCAAAGCCCUGAGCAUCCACUUAAUUAACCUUUUCCCUUAUUACUUUGGAUUGACAGAGCCCACACAUCUAACCAUGAGGGCAGACACCAAGAGCACAACUCAGUGGUGUUUCUCUCAGUACAUACUAGUCACUGAUUUGAUUAUUAAUCUUGAAUCUUUUGUCACCUCUUACAUUGAGAUAGAAGUGCUCUCUCAUAGUUUCUAUUAGAAAGAUGCCUAAUAAAAUAAAGUCAACCAAAAUUCUUCUCUUUUCUCUUCUUAUUGAAGCAUCCCGACCAAAAAGACCAGUGUGAAGGCCUUUGCCAACGUGGAGGCCACCUGAUUGAUCUGUCCAUGGCAUGGAGAACCAGUCCUUCCAGAUCCAGGGUUGAGCCAGGACACCAGCUGCCAAUUUUGGAAAAUUAUUUCUUGGCUUCCUCAUUAAAAAUGGGUGCUAGUAGUAAAUUAAUUUGUGGGUGAUUUUCACAUAUUGAAAGCCAACAACUCUGGUAUUAAUCCAGAUAUUUUGCCUUUGUCUUCUCAUUCCCAUCUGAGGAUUCCAGAGUCUUCUGUUUAUGCCUGGGACAGUGGGUGCUCUCUUGCCUCUCCCACAGUAGCCACAUUUGGCCUCUAGCCCAGCUUCUAUAUUUUCUUCCCCCUUACUCCCACAGUCCAUCACCUUUAGCAUCUUCAUAUAGGCCUUUUCUUUUUUCCUUCCCGCUUUUAUCUAGUCAUCAGACAUUUGGUUAGUGCCAAGCAGUGUGCUGAGAUCUGGGGACAAGAUGUGGCCCUGUCCUCAGGGAAGCCCAUGUUCUCUUGCUUCAUGUCGACUUGUUUUUUUCCCAGGGGACGGGUGGGUCAGUAACCUUGGUGUUCACAUACAGGUACCCUCUGCAGAAUCCAGGUUUUCAGAGAUACUGUCCAUCGUGCUGAUUAAUCUGUGCAUCCGUUUGUUCAUUCACUGACUCAUUCAUUUAUUCAGCAAAUACUUGGGACGUGCCAGGCAUUGUGCUAAGUACUGGAAAUAUAACUGCGUAUGAGACAGACACUCCGUGCCCUCUUCAUUCUCUGGGUAGAGAGGGGGUUGCUUAGAUCUUUUUGUAAAAUAAGAACAUUGCACUCAUUCCACAUGUAACUGGGUACUUUCUUAUAUAAACCACUGCCACGAGGCUUUUACCCUGUGGAUCGAAGGCAGCAAUGAGAGUUUAAUCACUGGUCACCAGACCCUCACAGCCCAUAUGCAACUAAAAUUCCAGAAUUUCUUAUUUUUUUAUAAAAAUAACUCGCCACUCUUUACAGAGGGGCAGAGUGAAGUCCAAGUGAGUGCCGGGAAAUGACAGUGAAUUAAGAGCAGUCUGGAGUCCAGGGUCCAGCCCCCCCACCCCCAUCCCUAUUAGCAGGGCCUUUGGGUGAAAUCUAAGUAGCAGGAAGUCUAGAAACUCUGAAAGUACUCUUGGGAGUGGCCAACACAGUAUCUUGGUUUUUGUUGUUUCGUUUUUCCUGUACUUAGGUUGUAAGUAGAUUUUGCUGAGUUUAUUCACAGAAUGGGUGAGUCCGGGUUACCCAUGAGAACAUUUCAUUAUUCCUGUUUCUGAGAACAGGUCAGCCUCUUCCACCUGCUUCCUACCGGGGAGACACUGUUGCAGUUAGUUUUGUCUGUGAAGACCUGAUUUUAAAGAAAAAAGACCUCCAAGACUACUGGUGUUCAAAGUGAGUUGCUAUGACAACUUCCAGGAAAAGCCACUUGUUACCUUCCGACUUUUCAAGUGCUUUUGAUCAGUAUUGAAACUCGAGGGCCGAGAGCUGCUGGGAGGACGGAUGGAGUGGCUGCCCUGAGUCCCACAAAUGGGAUCACCUCGGGCCACCUUCCUCCCUUCACGCCCUGCUGACCUGGGAGGGUUUCUGCAGCCGGAGGAGCGCUCCUCCACUCGGGCGGUGGAGGGGCUGAUAAUGGCCGAAGCAGACAGCAACAAUGUACGUGUGACCAACUAGCGGUUUGUUUCUGUUCCCUUUGAAAACCAGUCAAUUACUAGGUUAGUGGAUGGGUGCAUGAAAGUUUUGGCCGAGCCAAGGUCCCUUCUUGGAAAUACAAGCCAUAAAAUUCAAAGGACCCAACGACCUUGGCUUGUGGAGGUGAUUUUACUUCCAGCUGUGAGUACCCUUGACAAGGAGAGUUUAAACAGGAAUCGCAAGACCUGUUCUUUGUUAUGUAGGUAAAGAAAGCCCUGGACAAGUGUGAAGUGGGGUACAGAGCAGCAGCAGCAGCUUCCUUCUCCGGGACAUCAUCUUAGUCCCAUAGCACUCCCCAACUGCACAAGGCCCACUGCCUCCCUGAACCCCAGGUUUGUUGAGGUAUAAUUUACAUACAGUAAAACCCACCUUUUUUUAGUAUACCAAAGCCAGACCCAUUGGUGGCAAGUCAAUUCCAACUCAUGACAACCCCAUGUGUUACAGAGUCGAACUGCUCUGUAGAGUUUUCUUGGUACUCUCUACUGAAGCAGAUCACCAGGCCUUUCUUCUGCAGCACCG
Trichechus manatus latirostris (Florida manatee) is the source of this 5349-nucleotide messenger RNA. It is a transcript of the gene GAS7, whose product is annotated as growth arrest specific 7. Bases 1 to 1341 code for a protein of 446 amino acids. NCBI's taxonomy places the organism in Eukaryota, Metazoa, Chordata, Mammalia, Sirenia, Trichechidae. The record is from RefSeq and is a predicted model, not a curated record. Gene Ontology annotation, molecular function: actin filament binding. The transcript is spliced from 13 exons. Gene Ontology annotation, biological process: neuron projection morphogenesis; actin filament polymerization. Gene Ontology annotation, cellular component: cytoplasm; plasma membrane; actin filament.